Messenger RNA from Ogataea angusta, 441 nucleotides. RefSeq lists its product as uncharacterized. The record is from RefSeq and is a predicted model, not a curated record. The transcript has a single exon. Gene Ontology annotation, biological process: endosome organization. Bases 1 to 441 code for a protein of 146 amino acids. Lineage: Eukaryota; Fungi; Ascomycota; Pichiomycetes; Pichiales; Pichiaceae. Gene Ontology annotation, cellular component: BLOC-1 complex.
AUGGAUGACCAGAGUUCGCAAAUAACAGUAAGAACGAGCACCUCGACCAUCCGCGCGGCCUCCUUGCAUGGCGAUCCGUCUGCCGGCUCAAUUUCUGUCUCUGUGCCGGAAGAGACAGAAGUGGACGACGACGACGACCCGCUAAAAGUCAAAGAGCUGUCGCUAGCUUUUGACUAUCUCAUGUUCAAAAUACAGGAUCAAGCCAGCCAGCUGAGCGAACGGGUCGAAUCGCACGUUCUGCGCUCGAAAUCAGAACACGAACGUGAUAUCCAGGCGAUCCAGGACAAGCUGGUCCAGAUCAAACAGUUAUUGGGCCAUUGCGACCAGAUAAACUUGGAAAUAGAUAAGCUCGAGCAAUUGAGCAUGAUUACCAAAGAAUUCAACCAGCGUCUCACAGCGGUGCAGAGCCGAAUGAAUGCCCACGCCCGAAAAUUUAAAUAA